GGUCGCCGGCUCCCCAAAGAGGCGGCCAUGAGGGCUGCCGCCUUCAUCACCAUCCUUUUGGCGGUGUCCUCUAUGGCCAUCAUCCCAGACGGCUCGGUCGCCACUGCCGUCUUCCACGGCGCUCCACCGUCACAGACCUGGGCUCGUGGUUCAGACACGGCGUCCAAGAAACGUCGGCAUGACGCGCCUUCCUUUGACCAGAUCAUCGUGGAGACGCUGGACCAAACGGCGACGCAGCGUUCCUCUACGACGUUAAUCUUGUUCCUCUUCUCGACCGGACUGCUCAUUGGGGCAGUCUUGCUGCUCCUCUGCAUACUGUGUAUGCUCAGGGCGGGGCUGCUCUCAGCUGCUGGGAGAAGCAAGCGAUUACCAGACCAGUCUUUCUUGUCCACCAUAAGACCAGCCAGGGCCCAGAUUGCCUACCAGCCAGUGAAGCAGCAAGACGCCGAGGACAAAUUCUGCGUCGCAGAAAAACGAGGAGCGUCCUUUGCCGGUGCACCCAUCAGGAAACCAUUGGCGGUUCAGGGCAGUGCAGACAUCCGGAGCCUGACCUUCGACCAAGGGACGGCUGGCGUGACAACACAAAGUUCGGAGGAUUCCGAGACCGUUAGAUCCCGGCGGUCUAAGAAGCGAAGGGCAAAGGAAAAGUAUGCAAGACACCGCCGUUCAUCGCACCAGAAUAAAGAGGACGAGGAUGAGGACGAAAACGAGGACGACGACGGCAUGAAAACUAUGUCCCAGCUGCGGUUGGAUCUCCGAUUUCAGCAAGACAAGCCCAAAAGGACCAGCUACAAUGCAGCGAAGAGGUACUUCGAAGACGACAACACCAGCUCGGGGUCUGCCGAAAUAGCAGAACCGCUGACGGCCAACCAACCUGCGAUUGCCAGUUACAAAAAGACGCGUCCGUUGGUCUUCUGCCUUAACGCAGACGAUCGGGGCAAGAAGACAAGCAGAAACGGCUCGAGACCCAGGGGUGCUAGCGACUGGUUCGAAAAGGAGAGCCAGUCUGCGAGGCGUCGGGAUAAGGCAGCCCAGUCCGCGACUCUGCAGUCGAGUCAGAGCAGCGAAAUCGACGAGAAAUUCAGCGGGGAGAAGGCACCCCAAGUGCACCGGGCCUUUGCGUACAAGCCUGAAGUGAAGCCAAAGCCGGCGCUCAGAGAAGAUCCAGCAAACGGGUACGGACAAGCCGCUUUGAAGGAGGGUGGCGUGACGCUGGAUCAUUUGAAGGUUUUGCUCGACGAAAUUCUGGCGGAAAAGAAUGACGGCAGGAAGCCUGCGAUCAAGAGCCACACCGUCAAGAGUCCUAGGUAAAACUGAAGAAAGCUGUACUUGACCUCGCCUUUUCUGUA
Messenger RNA from Ixodes scapularis (black-legged tick), 1349 nucleotides. RefSeq lists its product as uncharacterized. The transcript is spliced from 3 exons. Bases 28 to 1311 code for a protein of 427 amino acids. Lineage: Eukaryota; Metazoa; Arthropoda; Arachnida; Ixodida; Ixodidae. The record is from RefSeq and is a predicted model, not a curated record.